UCACAACACAUUCCUUUACUUUUCUUUUAAGAAUUUUAAGUAACCGGAGAAGAAGAAAAAAGAUCUCAGCGGCGAAAUGGACGAGUCAUUGCGUAUGAAGAUGGGUUUGAACGUUGAUCCAUUCUUCUCCAUUGCUCGGAGAUCCAUGGACGCUCGAAAGCCUCGGAUCAACGCUGAAGACUUCGCAGACGUUUUCGGUGGACCGCCGCGCAGCGUCCUCACUAGGAAACUCUCCUGCGACUUUUCCCGCUCCCACUCUUUCUACGACGAGAUUUUCCGACCAGCUGGUAUGUUUUCCGGUGGCACCCUUCCCUCAUCUAAAUCUCACGGCAGAAACUUACCGGCGUUUAGGAUCCCGUCCGGUGGAGAUGGAUUUUACGGCGGCGUGUUCGAUGGGAAGGCAAAGGAGGGAUCUAAGAAGCAGAGACCGGUACCGAAACCGAGGUCGACGCUCACUUUGGAGGAGGUCAGUCCUCAUUAUCCGCCACCGGCGGCGAGGACUUCCGGCGAAGAUUCCGGAAUAUCUUCUUUUACUUCUAGACUCAGACCGUUGAACGUCCCGUCGAGAAGUAAUAAGCGGGAAGAAAUGAAGAAACAGAGUUUCCCGGUGUUUCCGACAUCAUCUUCCGACAACGAUAACACACCGGAAAAAUCCGAUUUUUACUACCAAAAACCACACUUCGGCGGGUCUCGGAGAUCCUCGCCGGAAACCAUGAGCUUGGAUCCGAAUUCCUUCAGGAAGAUGGAUGAUUUCGGACCGAGCUCUCCGGCAUCUUCCCCUGUUUCUUCUUUAGAUGAAGCAGAGGAAAAACAGAGAACCACCAGAGACUGUAAAGUAGAACAAGAAGAAGAAGAAGAUGAAGAUGAGAUGAGCUCUUACGUGAUUGAAAUCAACUCAGACCGGUUUGAUCGUUACAGAGGCGGAGGAAGUGUAGGAAGAGGGAACUCGGAUUCGAACGACAUGGAUGAAGCAAUAGCAUGGGCUAGAGAGAGGUCUCAACGUCCAGAAACAAAGCAAACACGAGAAGACUUUAUUGAUUCAACAAGGAGCGAAGAAGAAGCCAAAUCAGAAGAAGAGAUGGAGAUGGAGAUGAAAGAUGAAGAGAUAAGAAUCUGGUUAACUGGAAAAGAAACCAACAUUAGACUCCUCCUCUCAACUUUACACCAUGUUCUAUGGUCAAAUAGCAACUGGCAAGCGAUACCUUUGGCAAAUCUUCGAGAUAGGUCACAAGUAAAGAAAGCUUACCAAAAAGCUCGGCUUUGUUUACAUCCAGAUAAACUUCAACAGAGAGGAGGAACUUCACCCCUUCAGAAGUCUGUCGCCAGCAGAGUAUUCUCUAUUCUUCAGGAAGCAUGGGCUGUGUACUUAACAAAUGAAGGACUCUCAAGCUAAACCGGAAGUCGCAUUUUCUGGUUUGUAGUAAACCAGAAGUGUUCAAAACCGUUUAUAAUGUCAAAGGAAGAAUAAGAAGAUGAAAAAGAUAGGAGAAUUUGUUUCUUUUAAUGAUUGUGAAAGUUGUGAACAUUCCCAUGUGGUGCAUUUGUGUCUACCAUCGUCAAUGUUCUUA
Messenger RNA from Raphanus sativus (radish), 1568 nucleotides. RefSeq names its product J domain-containing protein required for chloroplast accumulation response 1. The transcript is spliced from 5 exons. The coding region runs from base 77 to 1393 and encodes 438 amino acids. Gene Ontology annotation, molecular function: clathrin binding. The record is from RefSeq and is a predicted model, not a curated record. Gene Ontology annotation, biological process: clathrin-dependent endocytosis; clathrin coat disassembly. Lineage: Eukaryota; Viridiplantae; Streptophyta; Magnoliopsida; Brassicales; Brassicaceae. Gene Ontology annotation, cellular component: intracellular membrane-bounded organelle; cytoplasm; vesicle.